Sinocyclocheilus grahami is the source of this 877-nucleotide messenger RNA. RefSeq names its product Kv channel-interacting protein 2-like. Gene Ontology annotation, cellular component: voltage-gated potassium channel complex. The transcript is spliced from 8 exons. The record is from RefSeq and is a predicted model, not a curated record. Gene Ontology annotation, molecular function: calcium ion binding; potassium channel regulator activity. Gene Ontology annotation, biological process: regulation of potassium ion transmembrane transport. Bases 1 to 711 code for a protein of 236 amino acids. Lineage: Eukaryota; Metazoa; Chordata; Actinopteri; Cypriniformes; Cyprinidae.
AUGUCACAGUCACAGGAGUGCAGAGGCUUCAACCAGCUCAUGCCCGGCAAUGAAACCGGUGGACUCUACAUCUUGCUGCUGGUGUCCCUCUUCCCGCUGUACUACUGGUGCUUUACAGACGAAAGUGCUGAGGAUGAGUUUGAAAUAUCCUUUGUUUGCCAUCGGCCUGAUGAUCUGGACAUACUACAGGAAGAGACUGAAUUCAGCAAGAAAGAGCUGCAGUUCCUCUACAGGGCCUUCAAAAAUGAAUGUCCCAGUGGAGUGGUGACUGAGGACGUGUUUAAACUCAUUUACUCUCAGUUCUUCCCACAGGGAGAUUCAAGCAUUUAUGCACAUUACCUCUUUGAGGCAUUUGACACUAACAGGAAUGGUUGUUUGAGUUUUAAGGAGUUUGUUGCUGGUCUGUCACUCAUCCUUAGAGGUUCAAUAUAUGACCGGCUAAAUUGGGCAUUUAAUUUCUAUGAUCUUGAUAAAGAUGGAUUCAUCACACGAGAGGAGAUGAUGAAGAUCAUGAAGUCGAUUUAUAAUUUGAUGGGGAAGUAUGUGUAUCCCUCCAUACAUGAUGAUACUCCCAGAGAACAUGUGGAAAACUUCUUUCAGAAAAUGGACAGAAACCAUGAUGGAUUGAUCACUAUUGAGGAGUUCAUGGAGUCAUGUCAAAAGGAUGCCAAUAUUAUGCGGUCAAUGCGGCUGUUUGACAGUGUCUUUUAGGAGAUUCUGCCCAACUGUGGAUUUCGGCACAUUCUUCUCUUUCCAUCAAGAAAUUUCUCCAUAAAGAAUCUUACUGUGUUCACACUGUACUUAUAUAGUAUGCAUUUUUAUAAUAUGUGGGGUUUGCUAUUUUUUUAAUCAUAGAAGGCCUUUAGGGAAGCACACA